AUGGGUAACAAUAAUAGCAGUGGGAAAACAAUGAAUUUGAGUCCAUUUUAUUUAGCUUGUCGAAAUGGUGAUUUAAAUACAGUAAAACAAUUAAUAACAUCAAUGACGUUAGGUGAAAUAAAUCAAGUAGAAUCAAAUGGUAGUACAGCAUUACAUGCUUGUUCAUAUUAUGGCCACAAAGAGAUUGUACAAUUAUUAUUAGAUCAUGGUUGUUGUCGUCAACAAUUAAAUAAAUAUCAAUUAACACCACUACAAGAAGCUAAAACAGAUGAUAUACAAAAAUUAUUUGAACGCUCACCAUCUGGAUGUCAACAACGUUUUACUUCAUCACACCAGAUACAAUUUGAAUGGCCAUUUAAUGAUCCAUUAACAGCAGUUCAUAAUCGUUUAUUUUAUAUUUCGUUUCCUAUAAAUACAGUUACAAACCAAAUACAAGCAUCAGGGGUAUUAAAAAACGAUAUACAAGGUAUGAAACAAGUAUUUGGUUAUCUGGCUAAUGCAGAAAAAACAAAUGAUUUAUCAUUCGUAUUACGAGCAUAUACAGCUGAAACAGAUUUUUAUAAACAACUAAAUUUAACAAUGGCUAUGGAAGAUUGUAAUUUAGAUAAAGCGAACGAAGGUGGUCAGACGAAAACAAAAUGGGCACAGUCGUAUACAGGAAUCAUUGGUGGAGAUUCACAAUUUAAGAAAUAUGAAUUUAAGAAUGGUGUGACAUAUCGUGGUAUAACAUGUGCACAAGAUGAUUUAAAAAGAUAUAUUGGCGGCGUAGUUGUUUGUAAUAAAUCAUUUUUAUCAACAACAAAAGAUCGACGAAUCGCUGAAAGGUUUGCUGCUGUACCUGAUAAUAGUGACAAAAAAAUAUCGGUCAUGUUUAAAUAUAUUAUUAAAGAUGGGAAAAAUGCAAGUGCAUUUAGUUUAGAAGAAAUAUCUGAAUAUCCCAAUGAAAAAGAAGUCUUAAUAUUACCACAAGCAAUAUUUAAAGUUAAAAGUAUCUUAAAACAACAAGAAAAUGGGAAUGAUAAAUAUGAACUUGAACUUGAAGAAGAUGAACAAGAAUAUAAAAUAAAGUAG
This is a messenger RNA of Rotaria sp. Silwood2, 1071 nucleotides long. The record is from the annotation of a GenBank genome assembly. Lineage: Eukaryota; Metazoa; Rotifera; Eurotatoria; Philodinida; Philodinidae.